Molecule: messenger RNA, 1669 nt
Organism: Archocentrus centrarchus (flier cichlid)
Lineage: Eukaryota; Metazoa; Chordata; Actinopteri; Cichliformes; Cichlidae
Gene: dnaja
Product: DnaJ heat shock protein family (Hsp40) member A
Exons: 8
Coding region: 149-1336 (395 amino acids)
Biological process (GO): response to heat; protein folding
Molecular function (GO): ATP binding; Hsp70 protein binding
Source: RefSeq, a predicted model, not a curated record
CCAACGAAACAUCCGGCCCCUCUUCUCGAAGCUCUCCAGAAAGUUCUGCACUGCGAAGCGGCUAUAAGUACCGCCCACCUUCUCUUUCCACUCUCACAGUAAAGUCAGCUGAAAGCGAGGUUAGCGAGCUCCUGGAAAGAUCGUCAUCAUGGUUCACGAAACCGGCUACUACGAUCUCCUGGGAGUCAGCCCCAGUGCCUCACAGGACGAAAUCAAAAAAGCCUACCGAAAACUUGCGCUAAAAUAUCAUCCUGACAAGAACCCAAAUGAAGGAGAGAAGUUCAAGCACAUUUCUCAAGCAUAUGAGGUGCUGUCAGACCCAAAGAAGAGAGACUUGUAUGACCAAGGAGGGGAGCAAGCCAUCAAAGAAGGAGGCAUGGGUGGCGGGAGUUCACCAAUGGAUAUUUUCAAUAUGUUCUUUGGAGGUGGAGGACGAAUGCAGAGAGAGAGAAAAGGGAAAAAUGUGGUCCAUCAGCUUAGCGUUUCACUGGAGGAGAUGUACAAUGGUUCAACUAGAAAGCUUGGACUCCAAAAAAAUGUAAUUUGUGAAAAAUGUGAAGGUUAUGGCGGCAAGAAGGGUGCUUUGGAGAAGUGCUCAAACUGCAAAGGAAGAGGAGUACAAGUCAGGGUGCAGCAGCUUGGGCCAGGCAUGAUUCAGCAGAUCCAAAGCAUGUGUCCAGACUGCCAGGGACAGGGUGAGAAAUUUAACUCAAAGGACCGCUGCAAGAAUUGCAAUGGGCACAAAGUAGAACGCAAGAAGAAAAUCCUUGAAGUUCAUGUUGACAAAGGUAUGAAAGAUGGUCAGAAAAUUACAUUCCAUGGAGAAGGUGACCAGGAGCCUGGCCUGGAACCUGGGGAUAUCAUCAUUGUGCUGGAUCAGAAGGAUCACCCAGUUUUCCAGAGACGGGAUAACAACUUGACAAUGAAGAUGAACAUCAAACUUGUUGAGGCACUGUGUGGGUUCAGGAAGACCAUUCAGACUCUAGACAACAGAACACUAGUCAUCAGCUCACAACCAGGUGAAGUCAUUAAGCACAACGACGUCAAACGUGUUAUGAACGAGGGCAUGCCGAUUUACAGAGAUCCUUAUGAAAAGGGACAACUUAUUAUUCAGUUCCAGGUGGAGUUCCCAGAGAAGCACUGGCUCCCAGAGCAUCUCAUGUUCCAGCUGGAACGACUGCUUCCGCCCAGAGAGGAUGUGAUGAUCACUGACGACAUGGAGGAGGUGGACCUCUGCGAGGUCGAUUUGGAGUCACAACAGAAACACUACAGCGGUGAGGCUUACGAGGAAGACGAGGAUAGUCCCAGAGGCGGCGUGCAAUGUCAGACACAGUGAUUGUAGUCCACUAGAAAUGCAAUGUUGAGUAUGUGGGGGGGGUCUUUUUUUUUUUUUUGCAAAGGGACAGGUUUUGAGCCACGCCUUUAAUGUCCCUUUCAUAAAGUAAUACUGUAAGUUCGACAUCAGUCUAAAACUGUUGCCAAUUCAUAUUUGACUUUUUUUUUUUUUUUUGUGUAUGUGUUUUGUUCUAUUUAAGGUCAUAUUUUAUGUUUCCCAAAUCUACAGCACAGAUAUCUUCAUUUGAACCUGAAUGACUUCUUGUAUGCUUUCUGUGAAGGUGAAUUUUUAGUCAAACAUUUUUGUUCAAUAAAAAAAAAAAAAUACCCAGAA